This is a messenger RNA of Peniophora sp. CBMAI 1063, 981 nucleotides long. The record is from the annotation of a GenBank genome assembly. NCBI's taxonomy places the organism in Eukaryota, Fungi, Basidiomycota, Agaricomycetes, Russulales, Peniophoraceae.
AUGGCAUUGGCAAACAAGGGGAAGGCGCCAGCUAAUGGAAAUAACGCAAACGAGCCAUACGAGCUGCCGUGGGUGGAGAAGUAUCGACCCCACAAGCUCGACGAUGUCGUGGGCAACAAGGAUACGAUUGAACGCCUGAAGGUCAUUGCGAAACAGGGAAAUGUGCCACAUCUUGUCAUCUCUGGAAUGCCUGGAAUUGGGAAGACUACGAGUAUACACUGUCUCGCACAUCAACUGCUCGGAGACGCGUAUAAAGAAGGAGUUUUGGAGCUAAACGCGUCAGAUGAGCGCGGUAUUGACGUUGUACGCAACAAAAUCAAGGCCUUCGCGCAGAAGAAAGUCACAUUACCAGCUGGCAGACACAAGAUCGUGAUUCUGGAUGAAGCUGACAGUAUGACAGCCGGCGCCCAACAGGCACUACGACGAACAAUGGAAAUCUACUCGAAUACAACACGUUUCUGUCUGGCUUGCAAUAUGAGCAACAAGAUCAUUGAGCCAAUACAAUCUCGGUGUGCCAUUCUGCGUUAUGCCAAGCUACGCGACGUGGAAGUGCUUCAGCGUUUGCUCGAGAUUUGCGAGGAAGAGAAGGUCGAAUAUAAUGACGACGGCAUAACAGCACUCAUCUUCACGGCUGAAGGUGACAUGCGACAAGCAAUCAACAACCUACAGUCUACACACACUGGCUUUGGGUUCGUGAGCGCGGAGAACGUGUUCAAGAAGGGAGAUAUUGACGGCGCGAUGGAGAAACUUGGGGAGCUGUGGCAUCAGGGGUACUCCGCUGUUGAUAUUGUGGUCACGAUAUUUCGUGUCGUGAAGACGUUCGACGAGUUACCGGAGUACAUGAAACUCGAGUUUAUCAAGGAAAUUGGGUUUACUCAUAUGCGCAUACUGGAGGGUGUGGGCACUUUCCUGCAGUUGAGCGGACUGAUGGCGCGGCUAUGCAAGUUGAACAUGAAGCCGGAGUUGUUCAGACUUCCAUAG